AUGUUGACUCACGCCCCGGGAUAGCUGCUCCUUAACUUCUUUCGGGUCCGACUACUGCCUUAUUGGCCCUUUAUUUCCAACAUUUGAGCAAUAUUGUGUUUACAGAAGGUUAUUCUAACUCCAACGCUCACAAUAAGAGAUCACUUCUGCAGACAUGCUUUCAGCUGUCCGAUACCUGCUGUCCAAAGUGAUAUCUCCGCUGUGGAGAACCGCGCAGGUGGAGGCCAAUGGCGGCCCAAGCGAUGCAGCAGACUCGGAGAGCAUUAGCCACGUUCGCGACGGCGUGGUGACCGAGCUGGGCCUUGACCACGGCCUGAUCGACGGUGCCAUCUACUUCACGAGUGACAUGGUGCUGGGUGGGGCUCCGCUCAAAGAAGGGGACGCGGUGACCUGCAUAGCCGUGAAAGAUGGCGCACAAGGCGGGUGGAAAGCCCGAAGGGUGUCAAAGAGUUUCGACGCUUGGGAGACCAGAGAUGAGACGUCCGUGGAGGACGAUUGCGCUCGGCUGCGUCCUCUUAUUGGCAGCAUCACGUCAUUGGACAGAAAGGGUGGCUACAUCAACCAGAACACUUACUUCCCACGCUCUAGUUUGUGCGAAGGUUACGAGCCGAUGACAGGCGACUGUAUUCAAGCUAAAUAUUUUGUUAAGCCCGACCGGUGGACCACCGAGGCUCAUUCUGUCGCCCCUCUACGCUACUGUCGUCUCAAUCAGGUGUGUGUGACCAGCGUGUGCGUCAACAAGGGCGUGGUGGAGGACAGUGUGUUCUUCUGCCUCGACUCGCUGAUGCUGCCCGCCGACUACAAGCCUUUGCGCGGCCACCUGGUCAAUCUGGUGAUGGUGGAGAGCAACCAGUCCUUCUACCGCUGGAGGGCCCUCUGCAUGGCGCCGUGCACGGAAGGUUUGAAGUCAGACCCGACACAGAUGUCCAUGACUGAAAUGGAGAGUUUGUUAGAGAAUAAAGGAGGGCUGGAUGUAUCUUCCUAUGGCCAGUUUGGAGAUUUGAUGAGGGGCGAGCGCCGGCAGCUGGUGCUAUGGAUACAGAACAAAGGCUCAGAGACACACCGGCUCAAGACCUGCGACUUUGCCGGUUGGGACUCGGAAGAACAGUUUUGUUUCAGUAAAGUCAAGACGGGAUGCGAAGAGCAGCCCAGGUCAGGGUCCUCUGGGGAUCCUGCAGAAGAGCAAGGCCAUCAUGCAGAUGAAGCCGAUAGCAAGGAAGCAUAUGUGUCCCCUGGUGUGAGGAGAGAAGAACGAGAGGUGGAUAUUCCUCCAGGAGAGCGUCUGUCUAUUGCAGUGGCGUGCCAAGCAAAGAGCCUGGGAAGCUGUGACGAGCUGCUGUUGCUGCACUUCUCCUCUUUCAUCAUCGGGAGGCGCCUGGAGGUCACGGUGUGCAGUCAAGAAGAGAGACUUUUGUGUCCCUCAGCGCCCUACAAUCCUGCGAAUGCCAAACAUGUUCCACUUCCAGCUACCCCUUCUCAUGUGAUCACUUUAACUGCUCCUACGGAUACUUUCAGACUUUCCAAACGCCGACUGCCAUGUUUCCUACCUUCCUACAAUGUGCCGCAGUCAUUGAGACACUGUGUGGCUGGACAAAAAGAUGUCCUGGUAGUUCGGCCAUGCUUAGGAGAGGAGCUGUCAGCAUCCAACGCACAGGACCGUUUCUCCACCCUUUUGUGGCUGGAGGAGCUUAAUGCUGAGAAGGAACUGGAAGAAUUCACUGUCCAUGGUUCUCUGCUCAGAAAGGGAGCCGUCUACCUUCACCUAGAGGUCCUUGGCUUAACAGAGGGGAGGCCCUAUCUCAAUAUAGGCGACAGAAUCGUAUUGAAAAGGCCACAGAGCAACGGCGUGGUCGUGGAGUGCGUUAGCUGUGUUGUUGAGAUCAAUGACGAGGACGUUAGUCUGAAAGUGAACUCGGAGUUUCAGCGCUGCUACCUAGGAGAGCCUCUUGAUGUGGAGUUUUCUUUAAACAGGAUAACCAUGAGGCGUUGUCACCAUGCAGUCGAACAGACCAAAUCUUUUGCUGAGAUUUUCUUCCCCUCCAGAGUGACACCUCAGUCCCCUCUAUUGGCAGUGAAGUGGGUAGAUGAAGAUGACACAAACAAAACACUGGAUGGAAAUAAGCAGGCGGCUGCUAAAGAAAAUGAACAGUUGGCAAGCAUUUCAUUUGACAUGAAGUCAAAGGCCACACAGACCAAAGAUGGUGCAGUACCAGUCAAACCCAUCCCAAGCCUGGGACACUUCUUCAACCCUAACCUCAACCCUUCUCAGAGGGACGCAGUGAAGAGGAUCCUGGCUGCAGAGUGUCGCCCCACCCCUUAUGUGCUGUUUGGACCCCCUGGCACUGGAAAGACUAUUACGCUCAUAGAGGCCAUACUACAGGUGUACCACUUUCUUCCAAGCAGCCGGGUUCUGGUGUGCACGCCCUCCAACAGUGCGGCCGACCUCAUUUGCAUCCGCCUGCACGACAGCGGCUUCCUACACGCCGCCAGUAUGGCUCGCAUCAAUGCUUCCUGCAGGCAAGAGAAGUGCAUUCCUGAGAUGCUGAGACAGUACUCAAGGGCAGGAGAGGACAUCAGUCAGGCCUCCCUUUACCGCAUCGUGGUGAGCACCUGCUCCAGCGCUGGCAUGUUCUUCAAUCUAAGCCUACAAGUGGGACAUUUUACUCAUGUAUUCCUGGAUGAAGCAGGCCAGGCCACAGAACCUGAGUCUCUCAUUCCCAUCAGCCUAAUCUCGGAGAAAGACGGACAGCUAGUGUUGGCCGGAGACCCCUGCCAGUUGGGGCCCAUUGUGAAGUCCAAGGUGGCAGCCGCUUUCGGCCUGGGCGUGUCCAUGCUGGAGAGGCUCAUGGCUAAUCCACUUUACGCCAGGCAGGAAUGGGGGUACAACCCAAAGCUGGUGACCAAGCUGAUCUACAAUUACCGCUCUCAUGAAGCCUUGCUCACGAUGCCCUCCAAACUUUUCUACCACGGAGAACUGUGUGUUAAAGCCCCCAAAGCUGUAGUGGACUCCCUCUGCAAGUGGAAAACCCUGCCCAAAAAAGGCUUUCCUCUUCUCUUCCAUGGUGUCAGGGGCAAAGAAAUGAGAGAAGGCAACAACCCGUCAUGGUUCAACCCAGUGGAAGCCGUGCAGGCCAUGAUGUACAGCUGCCAGCUGGCCAAGAAAUCCUACAAACCUGUGGCUGCUUCAGAGAUUGGAAUCAUUGCCCCUUACAGGAAACAAUGUGAAAAGAUUCGCAUCCUUCUGGCUAAAGCGGGCCUGUCGGACAUCAAAGUGGGCUCGGUGGAGGAAUUCCAAGGACAAGAGUUCCUGGUUAUCAUCGUGUCAACGGUUCGCUCUAAUGAAUCGGUGAAGAGUGAUGAUCUGCAGAGUACGCUUGGCUUCCUUACCAACCCUAAACGCUUCAAUGUGGCCAUCACACGCUCCAAAGCCUUGCUGCUGAUCAUAGGGAACCCCCACAUUCUCAUCAGGGAUCCAUGCUUCGGGAUGCUCCUUCACUAUUGUUACACCAGCGGGGCGUAUGUAGGCUGCGACCCCCCUUCCUCCAUAAGAGACACUAAGAUAGCUGCAAUAGAUCCGUGUGCUGCAUGAUGACGAUGCUGCUGCUGCCGGAGUGAACAUCAUCUAAGUUAUUUCCAUGUUUUCUUGUCUAAGUUUGCCAUGUGAGUGAUCGUCGUUAUCUAUACCGCUUUCACAAACCCAUCUUUUUUUGUCUCGCGGCCAAAGCUCAGCUCGGUAGGAUACAAAUAAAAGAUGACGUCUGUAAACAAUGCGGCCCGUUUCUUG
Molecule: messenger RNA, 3784 nt
Organism: Nerophis lumbriciformis (worm pipefish)
Lineage: Eukaryota; Metazoa; Chordata; Actinopteri; Syngnathiformes; Syngnathidae
Gene: mov10l1
Product: Mov10 like RNA helicase 1
Molecular function (GO): helicase activity
Source: RefSeq, a predicted model, not a curated record